AUGCGGAAUUCUCAUCUCCGCUCUCCUUUCAUUAAUAAGAAGAGCAAAGAUGGUCAAGAUGGACUUGCUGUUAGAUCUUAUUUCAAGCAAUCUAUAUCAGAGUUUCCAGAUUUAGUCCGUCCUGAAGUCAUCACAAAUUUGGACUUGUCAUUUACUAAUAUAAAGGACUUUACAGGCAUGCCAUUGAUGGAAAACCUUGUGAAAUUGAAUGUAUCAGGAACUAAAUUAAAUUCAUUUGUCGGUGCCGUCAAAUCACCAAAAUUGGAACAAAUUUCAUUUGCAGGAUCUCCAAUCGCUAGUUUCGAAUACUUAAAUAUGAUGUGCCUGAUAGCAUUUGGUCCCCAAUUAACACUAAUUAACCAUGUUCGUGUAACAAAACAAGAUAUCAAACUCAGCGAAUUAUAUAAAGAUACAUUAGAACCAUUAUUACGUUCAGGCUGGAUCGUUGCAUCAAUUGGACCAGAUAUUGUCAUAGUUAAUUCUUCCACACAUAAGCGCAAGAGAAUUUUCAUGAACUCAGAAGCUCCGAUCGAACUUUUAACUACAGUUAUGAAGACUCCAACCAAAAAACUUACCUCUCGUCGCUUAACAUCAUCUUUCAAAUGUUUGCCAGGAAGAUCACCUGUUCGUGCUCCUCAAACAGAAAAUCAUCAAAAGACUAAGAAGUUCUUUGAUAAUGAGAAUGAUGAAAAUGAGCACGAUCGUGAAAAUCUUCCAUCAUUCAGUAUCGAUGAGAAAUUAACUCAAAAGAAACCAGAAGCAAAACCAUCAGCUGCAUCACAAAAGUCAGAAUCCAAGAUAGCUAAACUUCAAAGCGAUUUGCUUAAAAGGAUUGGCAAGAAGAAAGAAGAAAAACCAGUUGAAGAACCACAAAAAGAAGAAAAAGUUCAAACAACAAUCAUUGAACCUCAUGAGAAAGCGCCAGAAGUUCAAAAACAACCAAUUCAGGCUGAAACUUCACGCCGCAAAUCAGGUAUUCCUGUUAGUAGAAACUCAAUUAUCAGGAAUACAAAGGAGAAUUCCAAUGCAAAUUCAAACCUUAUCAAUCCAAGCGAAACCAAGAAAUCCAGAAGGAGAAAUGAUUCUUCAAUCAUGGAAACUCCAAAGGCAUCUAAAACACCAGUUCAAAUUUCUAGACCAGAAGAUGAACUCCAAAACAUUCCAAAACCAAUAUUUGAAACAGAAUUCAAUCCACUCAAAGCAAGUGAAGAAUUCAUUAUGGAUUCAGACUUAGAAAUAGAAACAAAGCCUGUCUUAUCUAUCCAUACAACAACAACACCAAUUCAGAAUAAAACAAGGAAACCAGUACAUAAGAAUGUCAAGCCAAGAAACAACUCAGUUAAAUUAGAAAUGGGCAAGAUUAUUGAAUUUUCUGCUGUUUCUAAUGAAUUUACUGCUUCUGCAAAGCAGAAUGAGAACUGCAACAAUAAUUCUGCACUCCCAGCUUCACCAAUCAAGUUCUCAUCAUCAAUUUCAACAGUUGCUCCAUCUGUUGCUACGAAUUUCUCUGAUAGUGAAUCUUUAAUUGAUCUCGAAGAGCUUGCAUCGCCAAGUAAGCUCAACUGGCCGAAGAGAAGGAAGCCAAGGAGAUCAAUUGUCCAGAAUAAUCUUCUUAACAAGAGUGAUGGGUCCUUUGAUGUAUUAGAUUUAGGACUCCCAGAAUUCAACAUCGAAAUUUAA
Trichomonas vaginalis G3 is the source of this 1680-nucleotide messenger RNA. Its product is annotated as ribonuclease inhibitor domain-containing protein. The coding region runs from base 1 to 1680 and encodes 559 amino acids. The record is from RefSeq and is a predicted model, not a curated record. Lineage: Eukaryota; Parabasalia; Trichomonadida; Trichomonadidae. The transcript has a single exon.